ACCUUGAAGGCUGCCCAACGAUCGUGGGCAGGAGGUGGUUUCUGGUUUGUUGGGGCGUGUGUAUGUGUAUUUGGGGGGACUGAAGGGUACGUGGGGCGAAACAAAACCGGCCAUGGCAGCAGCGGAGGAGGAGGACGGGGGCCCCGAAGGGCCAAAUCGCGAGCGGGGCGGGGCGGGCGCGACCUUCGAAUGUAAUAUAUGUUUGGAGACUGCUCGGGAAGCUGUGGUCAGUGUGUGUGGCCACCUGUACUGUUGGCCAUGUCUUCAUCAGUGGCUGGAGACACGGCCAGAACGGCAAGAGUGUCCAGUAUGUAAAGCUGGGAUCAGCAGAGAGAAGGUUGUCCCGCUUUAUGGGCGAGGGAGCCAGAAGCCCCAGGAUCCCAGAUUAAAAACUCCACCCCGCCCCCAGGGCCAGAGACCAGCUCCAGAGAGCAGAGGGGGAUUCCAGCCAUUUGGUGAUACCGGGGGCUUCCACUUCUCAUUUGGUGUUGGUGCUUUUCCCUUUGGCUUUUUCACCACCGUCUUCAAUGCCCAUGAGCCUUUCCGCCGGGGUACAGGUGUGGAUCUGGGACAGGGUCACCCGGCCUCCAGCUGGCAGGAUUCCCUCUUCCUGUUUCUCGCCAUCUUCUUCUUUUUUUGGCUGCUCAGUAUUUGAGCUAUGUCUGUUUCCUGCCCACCUCCAGCCAGAGGAGAAUCAGUAUUGAGGGUCCCUGCUGACCCUUCCUUACUCCUGGACCCCCUUGACCCCUGUAUUUCUGUUGGCUAAGGCCAGCCCUGGACAUUCUCCAGGAAGGCCUGGGGAGGAGGAGUGAAGUCUGUGCAUAGAUGGGAGAGCCUUCUGCUCAGAGGCUCACUCAGUAACAUUGUUUAAUUCUCUGCCCUGGGGAAGGAGGAUGGAUUGAGAGAAUGUCUUUCUCCUCUCCUAAGUCUUUGCUUUCCCUGAUUUCUUGAUUUGAUCUUCAAAGGUGGGCAAAGUUCCCUCUGACUCUUCCCCCACUCCCCAUCUUACUGAUUUAAUUUAAUUUUUCACUCCCCAGAGUCUAAUAUGGAUUCUGACUCUUAAGUGCUUCCUCCCCCUCACUACCUCCUUUAAUACAAAUUCAAUAAAAAAGGUGAAAUAUA
Molecule: messenger RNA, 1122 nt
Organism: Gorilla gorilla gorilla (western lowland gorilla)
Lineage: Eukaryota; Metazoa; Chordata; Mammalia; Primates; Hominidae
Gene: RNF5
Product: ring finger protein 5
Exons: 6
Coding region: 113-655 (180 amino acids)
Biological process (GO): ubiquitin-dependent protein catabolic process
Cellular component (GO): endoplasmic reticulum
Molecular function (GO): ubiquitin protein ligase activity
Source: RefSeq, a predicted model, not a curated record